This is a messenger RNA of Schistosoma rodhaini, 5223 nucleotides long. Lineage: Eukaryota; Metazoa; Platyhelminthes; Trematoda; Strigeidida; Schistosomatidae. The record is from the annotation of a GenBank genome assembly.
GCUAGACAACCAUGCAAAACCUGGAAGCACUGGACGGGUGUUUUGUUCUGCUAUAGGACUCUUCAGUAGUGCGCAUCCACGAUCCCACCUAGUGAGAUUUGAACCCAGGACCUAUCAAUCUCGCGAAUACAGUCUCUACUUAUACAAGAUCAAGCCAAAAGAAAGUUGCAAAUGAACGUUGGAGACUAUGAUCAAUGUACUAAGUAUGAUCCAAGAAUGAUAUCCGUAAUUUAAUCUCCACUUGGAUACAACAAUAUAAACACUUAGAAACUAUUUAUUACAUAAAAAAAACACAUCCCCAAUAUAUAAAUAUUUAUAUUUAAAUUAUCAACUUCCGGUAUAAUUAUUAUUCAAACAAAUUUGGAUAUACAUUCAUUCAAAUAUUGUCACUAUGGUUAAUUAGAUCAACUUAUUUGAUGCCAAGAAAACAAACAAACAAACAAGCAAACAACAGUUACAUUCACUUUAUGUAUAUAAACAAUAGUUAACAUCAACACUGUUGAAUGGUUCUUGAUUUGGAAUAAUUAAUUUAUAAAGUGUUGUUAGCUUUCGAACCUGAGUCAUUCGACAAUAAACUGUAGUUGCUGCUAUCCUUUGUCUUCUGAUUUUACGCACCGUUAAGUUUAGAAUUAUAACGGUUAUCGAAGUAAACGGUUAACGAAUCGCGGCACUACAGAAUUGGAGGCCUCGCCGAACAAGCACGACGCAAUAGAAUUGGAUACCUCGCCGAACAAGCACGACGCAAUAGAAUUGGAUAUCUCGCUGAACGAGCACGACGCAAUAUAAUUGGUUGCCUCGCCAUACGAACACGACACUACAGAAUUGGAUGCCUCGACGAGCGAACACAAAACAAUUUUCGACGAGAUAAUUUCAUUUCGAAAAUUCAACGUACUCUGUUUCUAUUCGAAUUAUUAUCUGGAUUAUAAUCAUAAUUGUGGAUUUAUUAUAUCACAAUUUUAAUCGUACGUACAUUAUCCCAUUAUUGAACUUAACGAUAAUAUUCAUAAUAAAUAACGAUUAUUCACGAACAAUUGAUAUAUUGGUGCAAUUUAGUAAGUCUGUUCCAUUUUAUAAAUUGUACCUUUUGUUAUUAUCAUUUUUUUCAUCGAUUCAUUUCUCUCAGUGACAAUUACGUUAUAUUCGCAUACUAUUUAAUUUAUUAUUAUUAUUAGUAGUAAUGUCUUUAAAUAACGAAACAAUCGAUCUUUCACAGUCACCAUCCGUGGGAGUUAUUAAUGUUACUAUUCCCUCUUUUAAUGUUAAUGAUCCUCAACUCUGGUUUAUUAGACUUGAAAAUUACUUCGUAGCCAAUCGUAUUCUUUUACAGCGACAUAAGUUCGGCUAUGCAAGCUCACUACUUCCAGAUGAAGUAGCAGUCAAGGUACGAGAGGUCCUAACUAAGCCGGAUGCGGUAAAUCCGUACGACGUAUUGAAACAGGCCGUAAUAAAAGCUCUCUCGUUAAACGACCGGCAGGCUGUCGAGCAGUUGCUCAGUGAAGUUCAAAUCGGAGAUAGAACGCCUUCGCAGUUAAAAACGUAUAUGAGCAACGUAAUUGGAGACAGAAAUGUGGAUAAAAAUAUAUUUUACCACUUAUGGUUGCGACGACUCCCACCGAACGUACAGCAGAUCCUCGCUGUUGGAGAUAGCGAUGUAGACAUAGACAACAUCGCUAAAAUAGCCGAUAAGAUUUACGAGAGAAUGAGAAAUGCGACUUCACAAACACUCAACUUCACAGUUGACGAAAGAAUCGAGGCCUUGCAAAAGGAAAUUAAUGCGCUAUGCCAUAAACUAACGAGUCUAAAUCACAACGACAGGAAAAGAAGUUGGUCGCGCAGCAGAUCAAGAGAUAGAAACCGAUCAUUUUCUAAGGGACUACCAGAUCCUGCUAUAUGCUGGUACCAUCAAACAUUUGGGUACAGAGCUCGAAAAUGCAGGUCUCCAUGCAAAUUUAAACGAUCCCAACGAUUCUCAGUAACGACUACGAAAAUCAACGCAGCUCCCACGAGCAAUCGUUUAUUCUAUGUUCAGGACAGAGUAACGGGCGCGCAGUUUUUAGUAGACACGGGAGCAGAGAUAAGCGUCGUCCCUCCAUUGAGCAACGAAAAACAAAAUAUCGAUACUGCGCUAACUCUUAAAGCAGCGAAUAGAUCCGAUAUAAAGACAUAUGGCAAGCGAAAACUAACCUUGAAUUUCGGCCGUAAUAUUUCACUUCGCUGGGAAUUUGUAAUCGCUGAUGUUUCCGUACCCAUAAUUGGUAUCGAUUUCUUAAAGAAUUUUGACCUAAUAGUGGAUUCUCGACGAAACCAACUAGUGAAUGGGGAACGCUCAGUAGUCAUAAGAGGAGUGACCACUGAUCAUGUAUCUAUGAAUUUAGUAGUGUCGAAAGAUAAGAACGAGCAAUAUAAGUCACUUCUAAAUAAGUUCGCCGACUUAACGAGGUCAUCAUACGACAAUAAAGAUCUUAAACAUACAGUACAGCACCAUAUCGUCACGAAAGGUCCACCGACUAGAGUAAGAGCGCGAAGGUUGGACCCAAAAAGGUUAAACAUUGCAAAACGAGAAUUCGAAAAACUAAUGAAACUUGGUAUCAUAAGGCCAUCUAAUAGUCCCUGGGCAUCUCCGUUACAUAUGGUUCCCAAAAAGAAUGGAGAAAUUAGACCAUGUGGAGAUUAUAGAGCCCUUAACAAGCAAACGAUAGCAGAUAGAUACCCAGUGCCACAUAUUCACGAUAUCACUACCGAAAUAGAAGGUGCUACGAUUUUUUCGAAAAUUGAUCUUGUUCGGGCGUACUACCACAUUCCAGUGGCCCCAGAAGACAUACCGAAAACGGCCGUAAUCACUCCAUUUGGUUUAUUUGAGUUUUUACGAAUGCCAUUUGGAUUAACUAAUGCAGCUCAAACCUUUCAGCGAUUUAUUAAUCAGGUUGUUAGAGGUUUGACAGGGGUAUACGCAUAUAUCGACGAUAUAUUAGUAGCUAGCGCUACCGUCGAAGAACAUCUACAACAUCUACGACAGUUAUUCACGAGACUUCAAGAAUAUGGUGUCACUAUUAACGUGGAGAAAUGUGAAUUUGGAAAGAAAUCAUUGCAAUUCCUAGGUCAUAUGAUAAAUUCUCGAGGUAUCAUGCCAGUUCCAGCGGAAGUUGCUGCUAUUCGCAAUUAUCCGUUGCCCGAGUCACAAAAAAAGUUACGACGAUUCCUGGGACUAAUAAACUACUAUAGGCGAUUUAUUCCAAACUGCGCAGCAAUACUACAGCCAUUAACGGACGCUUUGCGAGGAAAUACCCGAACAUUCCAUCUAUCGACAGAGGCUAUACAGGCUUUUGAGAACGCUAAGCGAGCACUUCAUGAGAAAAUGAUAUUAGUUCGACGAAAGAGCGAAGCGCCACUAGCCAUCAUGACGGACGCAUCGAACAUAGCAGUAGGAGCUGUACUGCAGCAGUUAGUAAACGGUACAUGGGAACCGAUUUCAUUUUUCUCGAAGAGAUUAAACCCUACACAAACGAGGUACAGUACGUUCGGAAGAGAACUAUUAGCGAUUUACUUGGCAAUCAAACAUUUCCGACACAUGAUAGAGGGUACCAUUUUUACAGUGUAUACAGACCAUAAACCCCUCACGAAAGCAUUAAACGCCAAGCAGGAUAACUAUUCGCCGAGGGAAAUUCGACAAUUAGAAUUUAUUUCCCAAUUUACUUCUAGCAUACAGUAUAUUGAAGGUAAUAAUAACGAAGUGGCAGAUGCGUUGUCCAGAACAACGAUAAACGCGAUUAUUACAAAUGGAAUUGAUUAUCACGGUCUCGCGAAGUUACAAGAGAUAGACAUCGAACUAAACAAGCUAAGAUUCGAUGACACGACGUCAUUAUUAUUCGAAGAUAUUCAGUUCGGCAACGCGAAAGUAAUAUGUGACAUGUCAACUGGCCGACCUCGCCCAUUCAUUCCUAAACCAUUGCGACGGAAAGUAUUCGAAAGUAUCCAUAACCUAUCGCACCCGGGAAUAAAAGCCACGAUGAAAUUAAUCAGUGAGCGUUUCGUAUGGACGAAAAUGAAUCGCGAUAUACGAAAUUGGACGCAAGCAUGCAUGAAAUGUCAAAAAGCCAAAGUACAUCGUCAUACUAGUUCGCCAAUGGGUUCGUUUUCACAGCCAGACACUCGAUUCGAACAUAUACACAUCGAUAUCGUGGGACCACUGCCAGUUUCGAACGGGUACAACUAUAUUUUUACAUGCAUCGAUAGAUUUACCCGAUGGCCUGUAGCGGUGCCAAUCAAAGACACCUCAGCCGAAUCUGUAGCAAAAGCCCUAAUCGAGAAUUGGAUUUCUCACUAUGGUAUACCGGCAAUUAUCACGACCGAUAGAGGAGCUCAAUUCGAAAGUCGACUCUUCCAGCAGCUUACAGAACUCCUCGGAAUUAAACGUAUACGAACGACAUCCUACCAUCCAAUGGCAAACGGAAUGGUUGAACGCCUACAUAGGCAGUUGAAAGCAUCCCUUACAUCUGUCAUUGUCAAUAACGAUUGGGCUAAUAAGCUUCCUUUAGUCAUGUUAGGUUUAAGAACAAUAAUUAAACAGGAUAUGGGAUGUUGUCCAGCCGAGUUGGUAUAUGGAACUACUUUACGUUUACCCGGAGAAUUUUUCGCUUCAGGUAAAAGUGUUCCGACUGAUGUAGCCAACUACGUCCAACGCCUGAAGAAACACAUGAGCGAUUUAAAAAUAGCACUUCCCAGACUACAACAACGUCGAGUAUUCGUACCUCAGCAACUACAUAAUAGCACGCACGUAUUUAUCAGAAGAGACAACGUACAACCACCUCUGCAGCCGAACUAUGAAGGUCCAUUUAAAGUGAUUACGAAGACAGAUAAGACAGUCACGGUAGAAAAAGCUGGGAAGACAGACGUAAUCAGUAUCGAUCGUGUGAAGCCAGCUUUCAUCGAUAGCGAUUUUCAAUCGACAAGCACAAGCCUCUCGAAGACGAUCACACCUACGAAACACGAAUCUCAGGAGUCAACGACGCUAACGCACCAAAACGAAGAGACUCCGAUAACGACAAAAUCUGGUCGCAGAGUAAGAUGGCCGCAACGUUAUGUCGCUACAAUCUUUUACUGAUAAUUUUCUGCUACUUUGAUUAUUAAUUAUAAUUCUUCCUCUUCAUUGUAUACAUAUGGAUUAUUAAAUUCAUGCUAUACGCUAUUAAACUUGGCACAGCUUAUGUACACCCUUAUGCUCAU